Messenger RNA from Mya arenaria, 5118 nucleotides. Its product is annotated as 7SK snRNA methylphosphate capping enzyme-like. Gene Ontology annotation, biological process: snRNA modification. The record is from RefSeq and is a predicted model, not a curated record. Gene Ontology annotation, molecular function: O-methyltransferase activity; snRNA binding; RNA methyltransferase activity. The transcript has 4 exons. The coding region runs from base 294 to 2363 and encodes 689 amino acids. Lineage: Eukaryota; Metazoa; Mollusca; Bivalvia; Myida; Myidae.
UUAGCUCAGCUGCCCAGGCGUCGAAGGGCUGAUAAAACUACGAAUUUCUCUUAUAAAUGCGAUCUUAAUAAUUUAUAAAGAGGUUUAUAGACUAAAUCAUACCUUUAAACAUCAUUUAUCGUUGCAUUUUGAGCUGUUACGCUGCAGAAGUGGUGACUUUUGGAAAUAAUUUGUGUGUUGAUUUUGUGGGCGACGUUAGGUGGCGCUAACCGGAAGUUGAAAAUGUAAACAACAACAUGUGCGAUGUACAUGUAUACGUCUGUAGUACGUUUUAGUUUACUCCAACUUUCGAGAUGAGUGUUCAGGUAAAAACUCCGACAAAGACGGUAUUUGGUGUUGAAAAAAGUUUUUCUUCACCCGAGUGUAUGAGAAGAUCAAAGGAUGAUUUGAGUAUUCGAAAUGAACGUAAAUUCUCACAACCUUGGAGCAGAAAAAGGCGUUUUAGUCAGAGUUACAAACGCGAUGAAGGUUUGGCGAGGAAGAAAAGAAUAAAAUCAUCAUCAUGCACAGGUCCUUUACCUUCAAAGUUCCUAAACGGUGGAAACAUUGAUGAUCCCCUGAACUUGAAUGGGCUUGAACAUACGGAACUUGGGCGGGAGUUGAAUGCAGUUACUCCACAGUCUUCACCAUUACCGGCUCCAAGGAGACAUUCUGUUUCUGUCAGAAUUCCUGUCAAUUAUACUGAUCCAUUGCAUCUGAAUGAGAGUGAUGAGUCAUAUGAUUCUAUGAGCCGAAAACGAUCCAGGAGUAGACAUAAGAAAAAAGAUGAUGAAUCAAUUUUCAGUCCACCCAAGUAUGAACUGAAAGAUAAGAAGCUAAUGGAAGCUUUAAAGAUUGAAAUUGACUCAGAGAAUAUUAAUGAUGAUUCUCUAGAAAGUGAAACGGCUAAACCUAAAGAGUUUCAGAGACCCAAACAAGUGGUUGACAAAAUAGUGUCUCCUGUGAUUCCACAGUUUUCACCAAAAAGUAAGAAAAGAAGGAGAACAAACAGUGGGUCUAAGGUUGAUUGUUCAGGAACGGCUAGAUCUCAAAUUUCAACAUCAUCAUCAACAUCAUUAAGUCAUUGCAAGCAAGAUAAAAGAACCCCACCGAAACCAAAGUUUAAUAAACCAAGACCACCAGUCUAUAAAUCUGAAGGAAAUAAAUCCACAGAUGGCAAAAAACACCCGAAAUUCAUUUAUGGCAAUUAUAACAGAUAUUAUGGGUAUAGAAAUCCAGCCAUGGAAGAAGAUAAGAGAUUAAAAAUAUUAAAGCAAGAAUGGUUUGAGAACAAAUCAGUGCUAGAUAUUGGCUGCAAUGUUGGACAGCUGACAUUGUCUCUUGCCCUGAACUAUCAGCCCAAGAAAAUAACUGGAAUAGACAUUGACGCAAAUCUCAUCAAUGCAGCAAGAAAAAAUAUUCGCUACUACAUGUCAUCUAACUUGGAAGAAGCAGCGAAGUUUCCAAUUUCCAACAUCUUAAGCUACGGCCCCAUUGUGGCACCACCAGUUUCACAAGAAACCUCCAGCAAGGCAUUGGUCUUUCCACAGAAUGUCCUUUUUAAACAGGGCAACUUUGUGCUUGAAAAUGAUGAGAUGCUGGACCUACAGAAGGAAGAGUAUGAUGCAAUCCUAGCCUUAAGCGUUACCAAAUGGGUGCACUUCAACUGGGGUGACGAGGGACUGAAGAGGUUCUUCAAGAGGGUUUACAAGCAGCUGAGGCCUGGAGGGAGGUUUAUCCUAGAGCCACAACCUUGGUCCUCUUACAAGAAGAAAAAGAAGCUGACACCUGCCAUCCAUGAGAACUUCAAGAACAUCCAUCUACGCCCUGAACAGUUCACAGACUACCUGUUGUCUCGGGAGAUUGGUUUUAGCACCUGUAACACUGUGGAUGUUCCCUAUAAUGCAUCCAAGGGAUUUCGAAGGCCGAUUCUCGUGUUCGGCAAGCCAGACACCAUCCAAAGCAGCCCAUGGUCUGAGAUCGGCAACGCCACCCCCAUACCAAGCAAAUAUCAGAUCCACAAUCCUAUACCCGAAUCUGAAGUCACUGAAGACAGUUCUUCAUCUUCAAACUCUUCAUGUUCACAGUGUUCAUCAGAGUAUUCUGAAUCAUCCAGCCAAGCUUCGAGUCUGGCUAAUUGUGACAAGAUUAUGGCCAACAUUGAGAAAAGUUCACUUAAAGUGAGUUUCAGUUUUGAUGCCCUGAAGGAAGAUGAAGGCGUAAAAGUUGACACUGAAGGUAUUAAAGAUAAAGGGAAUGUUGAAAAACAAGAUGGUGACAUAAGUGCUAUGGAUCUUGAAGUAGCAAGUGUGGAAGAAGUGAAAGCAAACCAGGUUGACUCAGAAAAUUUUGAUGGCAAAAAUGUGGUUGAAAAAGGGAUAUAGUCUUCAUACUACCAUGUAGCUAUCUUUCAACUGAAGAGGAAGAUACAAUUGCAAUGUAAUUAGACACAACCUAACUACAGAAGAAUUUAAGAUAUUUAGUUACUCAUAAUAUCUAGGGUUUUAGCCAGGUUUUAAAAAGGACAGGGUGCUGCAGAAAGGGGACAGGGUGUUGCAGACAGGGGACAGGGUGCUGCAGAAAGGGGACAGGGUGCUGCAGAAAGGGGACAGGGUGCACAGUGCUUAGGGACAAGAGGGCACAUUGUAUCUGGCAGUGAAUAAUUAUAGCAUUAUGAAUUUUAUAGAAAAUGUUUGGAAUUGUCCUUAUUUAAAGUUAUAUUAGGUUUCAACUACCAAAUAUGUAAAGUUUGUAUGAAUUCAUAAUCAUAUUUCAGGUUUUUAUAAAAACAAGAAAUAUUUGAUUAUCUUAAAGAUGCACUCUUACUCCCAAAUAAGAUUUACCACAAUUAAUACUAUUGUUUUAAUAUUCCUAAAAAUAUGGAUAAAUGUCGAAAACAAUAGUUAUUAUGAAGGAAACUGAGUUUAAUUUGAAAGAGAGCAUCAAAUACGUUAUUUCUACCUUAUGACACUAUACUAGACAGUAAAUCUUUUAACAUUCACCAAUCAUUUAAUAUUUAUGCGCUUUCUGCUAUCAAAUACACGGUUACAAUCUUGUUAUCGGUAAUUAAUAUUUUCCAUAAAUGCAUUAUUUAGUAAGUAUUUAAAGGUUUAUCACUCAAAAUUAUUAUUGUUAUACAUGUGUAUGUAUUGAUUUUGAAUAAGAGUGUCACUUUAAGCAUUUUAUUCUUUAAAGGCAGUAGGGUGCAUAAUCUGGUCUCCAUGAAGGCAGAAGGGUUCUUAAAAAAGGACAGGGUGCAGCACCCUCACAUACCCUCUAGCUAAAACCCUUAACAUCUUUACAGAAAUGUGCUACCAGCAGAUAGUGCUAUAAAGAGUGAAAGACCGUGUUAAAGUAAGCAUGAUUAAUCAGUUUAUGUGUGCAGGGCUUCCAUCAAUAAUUUGUAAUUGGAACUUAGUGGAAGUAUGAACAUUCCCUGAAAUGUUGAUUUUUAUGUCUUUUGAACAUAAGAUUUUCUUCACUAUUCUUCAAGAGUGCUACCCAAAAAGGACAUGGUGCAACACCCUGCCAUAAAUCUUGAGAUAAAAACUGUAUUUUGGUAUGGCAGCUACAGUCUAACAGACUCACCAUACAUAUUGAUAAAUUUGUGACUUACUUGUAUGCAUUUGUCAAAUGUACAUUUAGUGCUUAAUAUGAAAAUCCUUAUUUUGUCAACAGUAGUGUUAUACGGGCAUUCACAUUGAUGAUUAUAAUAAUGCUUAUUGUGUAAAAAUUUGGUACAUUUUUUUAAUGCUUUGCUAUAGAAUUUUAAUGAAUGAAAUUUGAUAGUUGAAAAAAAAAGUUAAUGGUAAAUAAAAUUAUAAAGUAUAAUGCAUUUUUAGCUGGUCUUUUUUUGUAGAAAAAAGGUUUAGUCAUUUUCAAAGCCUUGUUGUGGUGCCUUGUUCGCAUCAUGAUUAUGCAAAACCUUUAAACCUGGCUGAAAACCCCAGCUUUUCACAUGAAACUUGGUGCACAUGUUACCACUGACUACAGGCCCAUACACUUGUCUAUAAAGAUUGAACCGUGCCCCUUGAUUGUCUGAAAAAGAUGUGCAAAACCUUGAUUUUAAAGCACAUCUAACAAAAACAAUAGGCUUAAAUAAUUUUCCAGUUAUUCCCAUUGACUGUCUAAGGGGAAAACAUGCUACUGUAGUAUAACAUUAACCUUGGCCUGAGGAAGAAUUAAAUCUUCAGAUAUUAAGGCGAAACUUUUUUGAUAAAAAUUGGGCAGAAAUUCAGCCCAAUUCACUAUCCCUAAAAGUAAACAUUUUUCACAAAUAUCGGACUUGACAUUCACAUCCAUUUUACUCUUAACAACUAUCACAGAUAUGUAUGAUUUCAAUCUUAGGCCCUUUAAAUUCUUCAAAUCCAGGAGCAGCUUUGCUUUGUUAAUUUGUUUGAAGUAUAUUAUGGUAUCAAAAUACACAAUUUUAGGCAUUUUGCUGCUAUUUUCACAAUUAGAAGGGCCUUUACCCCCUUAAUAACAAGAUCCGGAAAAAAAACACUAACUUAUUUAAUAUGGUAACAAUUUUCAGUGACAAUACACAUGCACAAAGCCCAUAGCUAUAAUGAUUAGUCGAGGUACGCCCCUUAUCAAGUUGGUGGGAAAGAUGGCAGAUGAGCAUUGGAAGCCAGAUGUGGUGCUCUUGUUUGGAAAGUGAAGCAAGUUUUAUGUAACAUAAAUUUACAUGAAAUAUAUUCUGUACACUUUCUAUAUUUUAGCCGAUCUUGCAAUUGAAUGACAUACUGGUAUGGUUGUUCUACCUCUUCUAAAGCAUAACAAAUUUUCAAGCUAAAAUACUUGUUUUACUGACUAUUCUUCGUUACUUUGCAAACUUGGUACGCAUUUAUUAUUAUGAGUCAACUUGUUAUGUAUUUGAAAUUUGUAUUUCAUGGAAACUCAUAAAAAAAUGAUUGUCUCUCUGAAGAAAAGUUGAACUAUUAUGAAGUGUGCAUUGCAAAGAACUAUUAAAUUUAUAUAAAUUUUGUUGUGUAAUAAUGCCUUUUUGUGAGCUCUAUCUAUGCAUGACUUACCACUCUUUUUAUUCAUUAUUUGUGUGCUUUUCAUCUGUUUAUGUUCUUGUUAAUGCAACCUUGGUUAUCAAUUGUUCUUGUAAUUAUUAUUAAAUAAUGAAUCAGU